AUGGUUCACCAAACAAGAUAUCAGCGCCAUCAGAACCUCCAACCACGACAGGCGUUGGAGAGGGGCCGAGUGACGCAAGGGGAAUGCCUUGCACGCGAAAACACCGAAAAGGGUGGAUGGAUCGAUGACGGUGUAUCUACUCCGAGGCUCCUGCCAAACACAACCAAACAAGUGUCUUCAGUGUUGGAGUGUCGAGGCCCGACACUCCAGCGUAGUCUAACUGAGAAGUGCACAGAAGCCAGCUUCACCAAAAUGGGCCAUCAUUGCGACCUAAUCUGGCAAAGGAGUCCCUUUGAUUCGUUGAAAGCUUUUGCAAGGUGUACGAGGCGAGCUGCUAGACGAUUAGUUGGGUCGUGA
Molecule: messenger RNA, 357 nt
Organism: Laccaria bicolor S238N-H82
Lineage: Eukaryota; Fungi; Basidiomycota; Agaricomycetes; Agaricales; Hydnangiaceae
Exons: 1
Coding region: 1-357 (118 amino acids)
Source: RefSeq, a predicted model, not a curated record